Molecule: messenger RNA, 1871 nt
Organism: Trematomus bernacchii (emerald rockcod)
Lineage: Eukaryota; Metazoa; Chordata; Actinopteri; Perciformes; Nototheniidae
Product: probable E3 ubiquitin-protein ligase TRIML1
Exons: 3
Coding region: 90-1826 (578 amino acids)
Molecular function (GO): zinc ion binding; protein binding
Source: RefSeq, a predicted model, not a curated record
UUCAUUUUCAGCAACGACACGGAGGGAAGCUGUCAUGUGAAGGUGAUUUUCCACCGAGACAAAACAACAACAGUUACUAAUAAACAGAAAUGGCCUCUGCAAACAUUUCAGAGGAGUUUCUGUGCUCCAUCUGUUUGGAUGUUUUCACUGAGCCUGUUUCCACUCCCUGUGGACACAACUACUGCCGGGCCUGCAUCAGCAGCUACUGGAGCUCCGGGGCCAUCAUCCAGUGUCCGCUGUGCAAAGAAACCUUCCUCACAGCCCCCAAACUGAGAGUCAACACUGAGUUCAGAGACAUGUUGGAGAUUUCCAAGAAGACCAAACAAGCAGCAGGUGAGGAUGGAGGAUCCCCGGCCGGGCCUGGAGACGUUCCCUGUGACCUCUGCGAGGGGAAUAGGAAGCGCAAGGCUGUGAAAUCCUGCCUGGUUUGUGUGGCCUCUUACUGCGACGCUCACCUGAAGCCCCAUCGCACCGUGCAGAAGUUAAAGUGGCACCAGCUGAUCAACCCCGUGGAUUCCCUCGAGGAAAGGGUCUGCAGGAAGCACAACAAAGUGAUGGAGUCUUUCUGCAAGAGAGACCAGUGCUGCCUUUGUUCCGUGUGCCUGAAGGAAGACCAUGUGGGGCAUCACAUCGUCUCUUUGGGGGAAGAAUUUAAGGCGAGGAAAACUAUUCUGCAGGGCGCAAAAAUGCAUAUUAACAACGCUAUGAACGAUAAAUGCAACAUGGUUUUCAGGAUGGAUUACUCGAUGACACAAAGUAGGCAGAAGGAGCAGGAAGCGAACCAGGCCCUUGCUGUUGUGGUUGCCGCGAUUCUCAGUAAAAGAGCUAAGCUGAUGGAGGUUUUGGAGGAGAAGCAGGAAGCUGAAGAGCAAAAGGAUAAAGCACUAAAGAGACAGCUAUGGCUGGAGAUCGCAGAACUCCGUGAGACGAGUGUGAAGAUGGAAGAAGCUUUAAAGACAGAGGAUGAAUUUGGACUCCUGCAGAACCUACCACCCCUCCCCUCUGCAUUAAUCACAAGGCAUUGCUAUACAGAACGCAAAAGUCUCCUGCAAGUAGAGAAAGUCUGGAGAGCCGGAGUUAAAAUCGAGGAAACGCUCAACGAACACAUGGACAAGAUUAUCAGAGAGGUCCUUCAGGGGGAUGAGGAAGAGGAGGCCUUUGAAGAACAGCAAACAGGAACCCCGUUUGACGAUGAACUUGUGAAGAUCCAGGAGCAACAUGCAGUAAAAGUGACUUUGGAUCCCAACACAGCUCACCCUUCCCUUAUCGUCUCUGAGGACGCGACACAAGUUGGGGAUGGAGUCUUCAAGAGGAACAUCAGUGACAACCCUAAAAGGUUCGACUCGCUCCAUUUCGUCCUUGGGAAUGAGGGGUUUUCCUCCGGGAAAAUCUACUACGAAGUAUCCCUUGAAGGACUGACUGGAUGGGAAGUGGGAGUGGUGAGAGAGUCCAUUAACAGGAAAGGUGUCAACUGGUCUCUUACUCCAGAAAACGGAUGCUGGACGUUGGGGUUGUAUUGGGGACGAUGCCAGGCUAACUCCAAUCCUCCGGUCCACUUGCCUUCGAUUAAAAAGCUCCAGAAGGUCGGGGUGUUUGUGGAUUUGGAAAAAGGGUUCGUCUCUUUCUACAACGUGGACACGAGGGCUCAGAUCUACUCGUUUACAGGGUGCGUCUUUGAAAGUACAUCAUUUCUGAGGAAAAUACUAGCGUUCUGGGCGAGGACCAGGAUCUACCCUUUGUUCCGACCCAGCGCUGAGGAAGGGAGCGCUCCUUUACGGAUCACUAAAGUCAGCUCAGUGUGGGAUGCGUGUGGCGCAGUGGACUAGUGCAUUGGUGUUCGGAUCAGGGGAGCACAGGUUCAAACCCCACUG